This is a messenger RNA of Exophiala mesophila, 3097 nucleotides long. RefSeq lists its product as uncharacterized. The transcript has a single exon. The record is from RefSeq and is a predicted model, not a curated record. Lineage: Eukaryota; Fungi; Ascomycota; Eurotiomycetes; Chaetothyriales; Herpotrichiellaceae. Bases 194 to 2773 code for a protein of 859 amino acids. Gene Ontology annotation, biological process: GPI anchor biosynthetic process. Gene Ontology annotation, cellular component: endoplasmic reticulum membrane.
UAUAUCUAGCCAACAACUUGUCAAUGUGGAAUCGGGCGGUGCCGAGCGAUUUUGUACCUCCUUUUUCUUCAAUUGACCAUCCAUAAUCUGAGGGUCGUCAAUCAACAGUUAGAUCCAAGCCAGUCAUGUCCAGGUAAACACACCAUCGUAUUUUCAGGGGAGAUUCCGACGGGACGGUGCGAGGUUGAUCGACAUGGCGCCACGAUGGGACAAACUCUCACUAAUUCUGGCACAUCUCUCACUAAUCGCGGCUUUGCUUGUCUUCGCAAAGGGUUUCUUCCCUCACAAGGCUUUUCUGCCGGGACUGGCAACGUGGCCCAACGAUUAUGGGUCCUCAGCAAGAGAUGCUCCUUUUGACCGCGUCAUCUUCAUGGUGGUUGAUGCCCUUCGGAGUGAUUUUGUCUAUGGAAACUCUUCAAGCUUCAGCUUCACUCAGGGCCUGAUCAGAUCUGGUGCCGCCGUACCGUUCACAGGCCAUGCAAGCCCACCCACCAUCACCAUGCCCAGAGUCAAAGCCAUUACCACCGGUUCCGUUCCUAGCUUCGUGGACCUGGUACUCAACUUCGCCGAGUCAGAUACAACCUCUACUCUAGAAACUCAGGACUCUUGGCUGGCACAAUUGAGGGCAAGGGGUGGCAAGCUGGUCAUGUAUGGAGACGACACCUGGCUUAGACUCUUUCCCGGUUUCUUUGAACGCGCAGAUGGCACCACUAGUUUCUUCGUGUCUGACUUUACCGAAGUUGACAACAAUGUCACUCGCCACAUCGAUGAUGAACUUGAGAGAGACGACUGGGCCGCAAUGACGCUUCACUUCCUCGGCCUCGAUCACAUCGGGCACAAGACAGGGCCAAAAGGGCCGAUGAUGCCUACCAAGCAAGCCGAAAUGGAUGGCGUUGUCGAAUCCAUCUACACCGCCAUGGAACAAAAUUCUCAUCUCAAGUCCUGCCUUCUUGUCCUUCUGGGUGACCAUGGAAUGAAUGAAGGUGGCAAUCACGGAGCUUCAUCACCGGGAGAGGUUUCCACAGCUCUUACCUUCAUAUCACCUAAACUCAAGUCAGCAUAUGAAGGUCAAGCAAGCCCCGUCACCAACGCCCAAGACUACAGAUACUACGAUGUGGUCCAACAGUCAGAUAUUGCCCCAACUCUGGCCUCUUUACUAGGAUUUCCCAUUCCAUUGAACAACCUCGGCGUCAUCAUUUCGCGUCUCCUUGAGCUCUGGACCAUUCCCAAAGAUCAGUACGAUCUUCUGUAUGAGAAUGCCGAGCAGAUCCACCGAAUUGCAGAGGCCACUUUCCCUACCGAGUUUGCUGCCCAGGCCACUGCAUCAGGUUGCUCAACCUCCGCAGGGGAUGAUGCUGCUAUCUUGGCCUGCCUCUGGCGGCAGAUCGUGGAAGGCCGGCAUAGUGUCGGAUCCGAGAUAUCGACAGAGAGACUCGACGAACUGAACCAAUUCCUGCGCGGGGCGCAGAGUCUGUUGAGUGGAGCCGCAAGCAACUAUGGCCUUGUGAGCAUGCAGAUUGGGAUCGCUCUGGCCGCUGUGUCACUCCUUCUAUGUGUGCCUUCUUUCACCCAUGGUGCCUUGCAAGCGGGAUUCGAUGGCGUCUUUUUGAUAUUUAUCAUGCUCAUGUACGCAAUUACCAUGUUUGCCAGCAGCUACGUCGAAGAAGAGCAUCAGUUCUGGUAUUGGACAUUGGGAGGCUGGCUACUCCUGCUCCACCUCAAGGACGGAAGAUACAAGACAACUGGACUGCCAUCGGGACAGAUAGCGACCUUUCUUGCCUAUCUGUUAUCAGGGGUUGUCCGCAGAUGGAGACAAACAGGACAGAAAUACGCAGGUGACCCAGAUUUCGUGACAGAGAUCAUGGCACCAAACUCGUGGUUCUUAUGGGUCCUGAUCAUGGUGACCUACACCAUCCCAUCGAGAAAUCUCAGCGCCAGAGCGGCCAAAUGGAUGGGUGGAAGACAGAUGGGACUGCUCCCUGUGCUGGUCACGGUGUCAGCCUUUGUCUUCAAAGUCGCUUUUACUGCCGCUGACGCACCAGAACUCCUGUACAAGAUCUCCUGGCUUCGUCCUUUGGUCGUUUUCGUCCGAGGCUACCCACUCGAAAAACUCGCUCAAGUGGUCUUCCUCGGGCUGACCCACCUGGGAGGGUGCUCCCUGUAUUAUGAAACACCAUGGAAGUCGAUCGAGCACUUGAAAUCAUGGCUGGCGAUUUUCCAAGAUAUCGUCACCAUUUUUCUGGUCACUCAAUCUCGCACCGUGGAUGUACCAAUGUAUCUUUUCUACAUGUUACAACUCAAAUUCCUUCAACGAGCUAGGCCACAUUCGGUGAGCGAGGUUACGGUCCUUGCUGUGCUGGUUCAAUAUGCCACCUUCUUCGCCUUUGGCGGUACGAAUUCCAUAGCGACGGUCGACCUGUCUAAUGCAUAUAACGGCAUCAGUGGAUACAAUGUCGUGGCAGUCGGGAUCUUGACUUUUGUCAGCAAUUGGACCGGUCCCAUAUGGUGGUCAUUUGCUGUUUGUCAGUUGUUUAGCGACGUCGAUUUGAAGAACGGCAACUGGAGGUUUUUGCUGACGACUCAAGCCACCUUUGCUGGUGUGCAUGUAUUGGCCGUCAUGGUCGCCUGCACGGUGCUUCGAGAGCAUCUUUUCAUAUGGACCGUCUUCUCGCCCAAGUAUCUGUAUACGGCCGCCUGGAUUAUCGGGCAGCAUACUUGUGUCAAUCUGGUGACAAUCGGUGGACUCUUGUGGUACAAUAUCAGCGAGAAAUAAAUGGCUAGCUUCCACUUGAGGCCACAUUCCACCAACACUCUUCUCAAUGCGUCGAUGAUGUCCCGUUAGCUUGGAUUUCCAACAAGAACCCGUCGAAGAAUUGGCCGACACCUUCAAUGUCGUCGAUUGAUAGAACUUUGGAGACAUCUGGGAAAGUCAGUAUGAGUUGAUGGCCAGACACGACAGAAACAUAGAUUGCUCACAUUGAUCUGGGCGCACAAUUACAAUAGCACCUUGCUCAGGGUCGAUUUUAAACGUCUCAUACGCUUUUCCAUCGCCUGAGUUGUAGCUCAUCUCAUCGAUGUACACCUUGUGAAGAUCUAG